CUCGUAGGGGUAUAUAAAAUCAACCCAGUUUUCACGAGCAGGUGGAGGACAAGUUGACUUUGCACACAAGCUCGAACUAAGGACUGGAGAUGCUUCCCUUUCUGUGCCUCGUCAUCCUCUGCGGUGUGCUGACCCAGAAUGCCCAAGGAUAUGACAACCCUCUAGCCAUCGCGAGCUUGAGCCCUCAACUGCUGCAACAGUUGAUUUCGCACCGGAUGAACACUCAAGAACUGAAGGAUCGCCUCCAAGGCUUGCCCCUUGAAGACGUGAUAAAAAAGGGUGCCAGAGAAGGCAACAGAGGGGGAGGUUUUCUCUCAGGGAUUCCUCUCCUGGGGGGAUUGUUAAACAACGUGAUUGGCAACAUCUUAGGGGUGAAGAUCAACAACGUGGAGCUUCUCAAACUUAACAUCGGAUUUGAUGAGAGAGAAGCGAAGAUUAUUGUGACCAUCCCGGCCGAUAUAGAGCUCGAGUUGAAGCUCCCACUCAACCUAUUCAGCAGGCUUCUUCACCUGAAGUUGUACCUGGACAUUCAAGUCGGCGUCCGGGUAGACAGAGAUCCUUCAACUGGUCAUGUUAGACUGAUUAUUGGAAAUUGCCACAACACACCGGGUCACCUUCGCAUCACAGUCCUCGACAAUGCCAAUUUUGUCGUACGAACAGUCAACAACGUGGUCAAACUGGUGACAGACGUCUUGGAGAAGACACUCCCCCACCUCCUGCAGAAAGAACUCUGCCCACUUGUGAAUGGUGUAGUGCAAAACGUGCUGGAUUUACUGCAAGGUGCCUUCAACUCAGAAAUGCACGGAGAAAGAGUCCAGUUUUUGCCCGAGUCUUUCGAUGUUCACGAUGGCAGCUUCAAUCUUGCUUAUCAAGGUCUGAUGCAGCGGCCUGGAGGACAGAGAGAGGUGAUCCGCCCGGACUCCGUUCCCCUUUCAGCUGUGCCCCUGGAAGGAUCCUCCAUGAACAUGGUCCUGAGCAGCAACUACCUCUCCUCCGCCGUCCGGGCGCUCCUGCCUCCCCAGAGUUUCAACUUUGACAUUGCCAGUCAAGGCGAGGGUGCUGCAUUCAGACAACAGAUAGCAGCUGUGCUACCAGAGGCGUCCAACGUUCGGAUGCUGCAAAUUGCUUCUGGGGUACCAUCGCUCUCCCUGACGGUCGGAAAGAUCCAACUGUGGCAGCAGAUCAAAAUUAGGUUCUUCACGGAACAUUUAACAAGAGAUUACAGACCCCUUUUUAUCCUCCGUGCUACUGUUGCUUUCACGGUGCAUCCAUCUGUCAUUGAUGGGAAAAUGAUACUCGCUCUUCAUAGCGUACGGAUUCAGAAUCUCCAGCUGGUGAAUUCGGACAGACACUUUGAUGUUCAGCGUAUGGCUAACUUAAUUGCCCAGCUGGUGUCCACCUCCCUUUUACCACACCAAAACAAGUCGCUGGCUGUGGGAAUCCCGUUGCCCUUGGUGCAAAACCUUGGCUUGAGAUCCCUGCAUGUUACUGUUGGCAAGGACGCUGUCAUGAUCGUUCCAUCCGGCGAGGUCCCUGUAAGUGCCUGAAUGAACUGAAACGGUGGCCCCAUUCAAAGAGGCAAAGCUGGUUCAAGCUAGAUGCUUUUGUUCCCUUCGUUGUUUCAAGACUUCUGAUUUAAUGCUCUAAACUCUGUAACAUUGGCAGACUGUGAUUCUUUUAUUCAAGGAACUCAGAGCGGAAACGGAUCCUUUUCAAAGUUCAUGUCUGUCAACGAGAGGAAUUGUGUCUUCUUUUAACAUUUCAUAAGGAUAAAAGGAAGAGUUGCUGGAUCUUUUGUGCUUUUGAAAAACCCAUAAGCCGAGAUUUAGCUACUGCCUUUGAAAAAAUCUGCCCAAGAUUUCAGAAAUUUGAAAGUGGCAUGUUCCAGGAAUUCUGUUACUCAAAGGCUGACCUUCAUGGCAGGGGUUCUUUUGUUAGUUUUUAAGACAUUCUGCUCACUUCUCUUACACUGCCAAUAAAUAUUCCCCUUUGCAAGA
Messenger RNA from Eublepharis macularius, 1997 nucleotides. Its product is annotated as BPI fold-containing family B member 1-like. Bases 90 to 1547 code for a protein of 485 amino acids. NCBI's taxonomy places the organism in Eukaryota, Metazoa, Chordata, Lepidosauria, Squamata, Eublepharidae. The transcript has 16 exons. The record is from RefSeq and is a predicted model, not a curated record. Gene Ontology annotation, molecular function: lipid binding.